Hylaeus volcanicus is the source of this 838-nucleotide messenger RNA. RefSeq lists its product as uncharacterized. The record is from RefSeq and is a predicted model, not a curated record. The transcript has 4 exons. Lineage: Eukaryota; Metazoa; Arthropoda; Insecta; Hymenoptera; Colletidae. The coding region runs from base 248 to 667 and encodes 139 amino acids.
GCGAAGUUGAGCCGCGCGUCCGACAUCAAAUUACUUUCCUUCUCAUGUUACAAAAAUGCAUUCCGUGAAUUAUCAAUUGAAUAUUUGAGACAUCGCGAGAAUCGUCCCGUGGGUCCGAAUAUACAGUUCACAGUCGAUAGUGGGGAUAUCUGUGGACUAUAAAAAGGGACUUCCCUUCGAUUCUUUGCCAUUCGUGUUGCGAAAGAUCGGUAUCGAUAUCGAGCAUCGAAACGUCGUCGAGUGCACAAUGGAUCCCAUCCUGCGUUUCACCCUGUUCUUCAUCGUUCUACCUGUCACAAUACAAGAAUCAGUGAAGAAUACUACAUGCUGGUGCGCCGUAUUUCCGGUGGGAACAUCAAAAUCCAUAAUCGAACACGGGUUUCAAUUUGACACGUGUUACGAACAAGGCGAAGAGGACUGUCGCCAAUUGUGCAUCGCUGUGGCGAAAUCGAUGGAGGCCAGAGCGCCGGAUAUAAUUUGUGAAAAUCUGAUUACCACAAUGAAUCUAGAGGUCGAGUUGUAUUCAAAAGCCUGUAACGCAACGGCAUGGAAGUCCACGGAAUUGAAAGGAAAAAAUCGAAUCUGUUGUAUUGAGGGGAUAUCGAUACCGUGCACCGAGGAUCGAGAAUCGAUCGAUCAAUCAUUCCGAACCGCGCUUUUCGCGUAACUCCUCGAUCAGUCCUCCUUUUGAAAUUUGUCAAUAUUAGUAUUUUAGUCGAUUGUUCUUCACUAGAGCAAGAACACAAUUUGGUAAGAAAAUGUAAUUGUGUUCUCGGAAUAUCAACCAUCAUUCAACCUUGUUAUCUGUAUUUUUGAUCAAGUUUCGUCUAGGAAUAAA